This is a messenger RNA of Parastagonospora nodorum SN15, 375 nucleotides long. RefSeq lists its product as hypothetical. NCBI's taxonomy places the organism in Eukaryota, Fungi, Ascomycota, Dothideomycetes, Pleosporales, Phaeosphaeriaceae. The transcript has 2 exons. The record is from RefSeq and is a predicted model, not a curated record. Bases 1 to 375 code for a protein of 124 amino acids.
AUGAAGUUCCUCCUCGCCACCACCCUCUUCGCCAGCUCCGCGCUCGCCGCAAACUUCGUCGGCUUCUCCAGCGCCGCAUGCCAAAAAGGCGACGGCGCAUACGUCCAGCUCUCCGCCUCGCAGAUCCAGGACUACGUCGUCAAGAACUACCCGGGCAGCGAGCUCAUCCCCACCGCCUCGCUGUCGUUCCCCAACGACAAGUCAUGCCCCUCCAACACCGAGGACACGUACAAAUAUGGCGAUUACAGUGGCCCGGGCAAGGGUGCGGGCGGGUCCGUUGCCGUUGUGUACUACAAGGAGACGGAUACGUACCGCGCUUGUAGGUAUAUUGCGUACGCGCAGCGUAAUGGAUACAGGGGCGAUUGCAAGUCGUAG